Medioppia subpectinata is the source of this 2445-nucleotide messenger RNA. NCBI's taxonomy places the organism in Eukaryota, Metazoa, Arthropoda, Arachnida, Sarcoptiformes, Oppiidae. The record is from the annotation of a GenBank genome assembly.
AUGGUAACAUUGAAUAUUGAUAAGAAAUUACAGCCAUUAUAUAAUGUUGACCAUGGUGACCACGAACCUGAUACAUCUGAUGAAUAUCCUAAUACAUGGUAUAUAAUUACCCUUUCAAAAGAGUUGGCAUUAAAUUCUGUGAAAGCGAUACAACUUUGCGGCCAACAGUUGGUGCUAUUCCGGGGCCCGUCGGGUGUCGUCCACUGUUUGUUCGCCUAUUGUCCACAUUUGGGCGCAAAUCUCGGUGUCGGCGGACAUGUGGUGACUGAGUCAGAGUCGGGCGACGACUGUAUUCAGUGUCCAUUCCAUGGCUGGAGGUUUGGCGCAGACGGACAGUGCAAACGCAUACCUAAUCUCAAUAACAAAGAACUGGGUCAAUUAAAUGAGAGACAAAUAAUGGAAAAUGGAGUGGACAUGCACCAUUUCACUUAUACGCAUCCAACCCUGAUUAACAAUGCGCUGACCACCGAAUACUUGUGGACCAGUCAACAGUCCAAAAACAUUGCGAUCAUGAUGACAAUGAAAUUGUUUGACGAUGGUCCAAUCUGGGUGAAUAUGAAACCACAAGCAAACCCGAAAUUCACUAAAAAUGAUGCCCUAAUUGUCACUUGUUUAUGUUUAGAUGUCUACGUGAAUGCAGCUAAUAUUACAAUGCAAGAAUUUGAUAAAGCUAUGAAGAGGAUUACGGCGUAUCGGCCGACCAUAGUUGAUUCAUGCACAAAAUUGAACAAUACCAAUUCAAGUAGCCCUGUACCAAGCGCAUUCAAAGAAUUAUAUGAGCUUAACAACGAGAUGAUUCCGGCACGCAAAAAUUUUACCCGAGCUAUGGUUCACGCGGCCCGACCCGGACACGGAUAUACUUUUUUGGGCAAAUGGGUUGACACGACAGCAAAGGUGCUAAAGAAUCCAAUGACUCAAACCAUAUUUAAAUUACACUUAAAUUCGUUGACACAAUUGAUUGAAUACAAUACAGUCAAACCCAGUGCCGAUUGUGAUUGGUCACAAAUACCUGAACCCCAGGAGCCACACUUGAAAUCUGUGUUCAUGAUGCUUUAUUUGGCAAUUAAUAACUCUCAGCCCGAAAAUAUGUACACUGCAAUUACAAUGCCAGAAAUAGAUAAAGUUCUAGUUAGCUCAAUUGGUUAUGGCGAUCCCGACCAUCCAAUGUUUAAAACUUUCGAUGACAUCAAAAAUAGCCCUGUACCAAGAGCAUUCAGAGAAUUAUACGAGCUUAACAACGAGAUGAUACCUGCCCGCAGGAAUUUCACCCGGGCUAUGGUUCACGCGGGCCGACCCGGACAGGGAUAUACGUUACCCAAAAUAUACUGUUACAAUUGUUUAAACUGCACAACUCAACAAAAAGAAAAACAUAUGUUAUUUACACAAAAUUUCAUCAUGGGCGACAAAACAAACAUUAAGCACUGGCACCCGGCGCUGGACACUCUGGAAACGGCGUUCCCGUACGCGCGCAACGCCAUAGACAACGGUCGGCACGUCGAGCGCCAAGCGGUCGACUGGGCGUUCGCGGCGAGCGGUCUGUCUAGAGAGCGGUACCGACGGGUGGAGUGUGUCGUAGUGAUGGUCGCCUACUGUUUCCCGCACUGCGCAGACUCCGACCGAUACCGGGCUCUAUGCCAGGCGGCGCUCAACGAGUUUGCUAUUGACGAUCACUUGGACACGCCGUACGGCGACUGCGCCGGCGAUGUGGCCAAAGCGCGCGCUGUAUGCGACCAAUUGACGGACGCGAUUGUAGAGGUGUGCGCAGACGCCGAGCCCGACCGAGUCGACGGCGCGUGCGCAAACGUACAGCGCACGCGCGCUAAUGACAACCAUAAUCCGUUGUACGUGGUGGCUGAGCGCGAUGUCUACGCGCGCAUUGCGGCCACUUAUAAUGCCGUCCAGAGGGGUCGUUUGGUCCGGGCGUACACUCGGUUCAUAAAUGGUUGGAUUGGUGAGCGCGAGGCUGUAGUCGAAAUGCGCUCGUUUUGCCACUUGGACGAUUUUAUGAAAUUGCGCGUGGAAUCGUCGGGCAUUUUUCUAUAUUUUCAAUUAAUUGAAUUCGCGGCCAAUAUAUACGUACCGGACGAGGACUGGCGCCACCCGGAGCUCGAGCGCCUGUCGUGCUUGUUAAUCCGGGCCGGCAUUAUGUGCAGCGAUUUAUAUUCGUACGGUAAAGAGUUGUCAGCCGCUGGCGGUCGCGCGCACCUUGUGUUCAAUUGCGUGUCAGUCGUGUCCGUUGGCCAGGGGUUGACGAUAGACGCGGCCGUUGAACGCGUGGUCGACGAGUGGCGAGCGGUGGAGAACGCGGCGCUGGCGUUGUAUCGCCGUUUGCGGGCCGAACGGUGGGCGGGACAACACACCGGCCAAUACGUGCGCGAUAUGAUGUACGUGAUUGGCGGCUAUUGGAAAGCGGCCUCAACCAGUUAUAGAUAUAUUACCAUCUAG